This is a messenger RNA of Gigantopelta aegis, 447 nucleotides long. Its product is annotated as glycerol-3-phosphate phosphatase-like. Gene Ontology annotation, cellular component: cytoplasm. Lineage: Eukaryota; Metazoa; Mollusca; Gastropoda; Neomphalida; Peltospiridae. The record is from RefSeq and is a predicted model, not a curated record. Gene Ontology annotation, molecular function: phosphatase activity.
AUGGGUGGGAAUGCUGAACCAGUCCCUGGGGCAAAGAAAGCACUUGCCUUCAUUCGCAGUAUGGGCAAGAAAGUCUGUUUUAUUACAAACAACAGCAGCAAAUCGAGAGCAGAACAUUUGAAAAAGAUCCAUCAGUUAGGGUUUGAAGCAUAUGAGAAUGAAGUUUAUCACAGCACGGGAAGCAUUGUAUCAGCUGUUCGUGUUGCAGCUGAAAGAGAGCCGAUUGUAGUAGGCAAGCCAUGGUCACCUAUGUUUGAUUGUAUAGCUCAGAAUAUUGAUCUUGAUCCUGCUAGAACUUUACUGAUUGGUGAUAGGUUGGAUACAGAUAUCCUUUUUGGACGACACAACAAAUUGAAAACUCUUUUAGUAUUAACAGGAAUACAGUGUGAAACUGAUCUUUCUUCCUGUCCUGAAAACAAAUUCCAGACUAUUAUACUGACUCAAUAG